CCGACCGUGUCCGCCAGUGACGCUCAUAUAGAUUUAGACGAGGGCGGAUGUGUACCUAGAGUGGGCGAGAACCUCUGGGGCUUCGUGCUUCAACCCGGUCCCUACGGGGUACAGUUUUCUUUGUGUCAUGGAUGAUUCGACCAUCGAAUAUAGACCGAAGAUGUCGAGUUCAACGUACGAUAGUUCGAUUGGGCCAGUGCCCGUUGCUACCGGCUACGAUCAGAAGCAGUCCGGAUUUUGGGUCAAUGUCUCCGAGAAGCAGCUCAUGGCAAUGUCGUCGACCACUUCGCUCACCAACUCAUCAUAUGCACGCAAGCCUAUCCGACAACGAGGACAGCCUCGUACAGUAGCGCCGCCUUUUUGGUGGUCACCAAAGGCAUGGUUCAAGCACGAGUACCUAAGUUGGCGCUUCUACGUAUGGAUCUAUGCCGCUCUGGCUGCCCUGGUUGUUGUAAUACACGUUGUUGCACUCGGUUCCGUCGCAGCUACCCACCCGUUUGACAAUUCUGGAAGAGCAACAGUGACUGAAGGGAGCUGCGACAGAAUCAUCAAGACAAGCAGAUAUGCGCAUUGGUUCACUAGUGUCUUCGGCACCGGCUAUCUGAGCGCAAGUGCAUAUGUCAUGUAUUGUUUGACUGGACCCACCAGACAGGAGAUUGACAGGGCGCAUGCGCGAAACAAGUGGUUGGACAUUGGCGUGUUGAGUUUACGAAAUGUGUUCGCAGUAUCGAGGAAACGUGCCAUACUCUUCUUACUACUCGGUCUGACUUCACCUCUCGUGCAAUUCUUCUAUAACGCUAUGAUCUUCAUAACCUAUUCAGUGAACUCGUACGAUGUUUUCGUUGCAACCGAGAGCUUUCUCACCACGACCAAUGUUACGAUCGACCUUUCGCCCAAUGCGACGACUGCUCAACUUCUCGAUGAGCAGUACUCCGGGUUGAUAAACUAUAUGCACGAACAAAUGCUCAAUGGACAAUUACAGCAACUGUCGCCGGCAGACUGUGUGGACGAAUUUGCCGUGCCGUUGCAGUCCUCGCAUGGCAACGUCAUCCUAAUUACGAACAAAACGAGCAGCGGUAACGCUCUUCUUGACUACAUCAAUCAGGACACGGCAAUGUUCGACGUCAUCGACAUGUACCAUGCGUCGGUGCCGACCGAAGAUGCGGACAGCUCUGGGGAGCAGUACAUGUGGAUCUGCGAUCAACGCACAGCGCAGAGCAACGAAUCGUGCAUGUACGAGAUCAACAACAUCAAAGGAAACAUUAGAAAUUGGACCGUUUCGGACGGAAAUAGGACCGUGGAUUAUUGCCUUGUCCAGAAAACGCCCGAGCAUUGCAAGCUUCAAGUCAGCCUGAGCAUGUCGUUGAUUUGCGUGUUGACGAUUUCUUUCAAGGUCGUGGUCAUGUUUGCGGUUGCGAUUUUUGUCAAUGAGACGCCACUCAUGACGACGGGGGACGCGAUCGAAACGUUCAUGAAGGAUCCGGAUCCCUACACUCAAGGAAUGUGCAUGGCGUCGAAGAAAAUGAUUGAGAUGCAUCCGUAUCAUUGGCCGAAGUACCCAGUAUUCGUGCGAUUGAAGAAGUGGAGGUGGGCGCAUGGUAUCCACACUCGCGUCGCCUUCUUCUGUUUAAGCAUGGUGAUAGCCUUGUGUCUCAAUGCCGCUCUCUUCUGCACGGUCAGAAACUCGAUCACAAUACCGAACUUCUUUUCCCUCGGCAUUGGGCAGAUCAACCGCAACUUCUUCAUCGGCUGGGCCCACCGCGAUCCCAAGUACUUUGUUCAGGCCGUGUUCCUCGCCAAUGUUGGGCACGGCGUCUUCGGAGUUUUGUACAUCAUCUACAACAACGUUUUCUACGCUAUGACAUUCAGCUGGGAAUGGGCACGGUACGCCACCCACAGAAAGGGACUACGAGUCUCGGAAGCGCCCCGGGGCGAACAGCGAACAGUGUACUUUUUCCUGAUGCCACUCAAGCUUGCCAUACCCAUCAUGCUCUUCUCGUCGGGUAUCCACACUCUGAUCUCGAAUACGCUCUUUAUCGUCGACGUUGAGACGUACGGCUGGGACUCUACCACCACACAGUUCGUGCGCACAACUGCAUUUGACUUCACCACGACGUGUUUCUCGCCGCUCGGCAAUGCACUGCUUAUCAUCGCAGGCGCCCUCAUGAUCUCCUAUCUUCUGUGCUGCUCGGCCACGGAACUCAAAUCUGCCAUGCCCGUUACGAGCACGUGCUCGGCCGCCAUCUCAGCGGCGUGCCAUCCAGACGAAAACGAGCCUGACGAUUUUUAUUUGAGGAAGGUGACCUGGGGGGUAACGAGCGUGCACAAUGGCAUCGGACACUGCACGUUCUCGUGCUUGGAUGUGGAGAAACCGAAUGAGAACACGCCGUAUGCGUAACAUGUCAAACUCUUGCUGGUUUUUAGCUGGUUUUUGUGACCUAGCAGCAUUUUGAGUGCCUGGAAGAUAUUCUUCUCAACGUUCUGGCGCGAAGCUGUACAUAGAUGAAAAACAUGCU
Molecule: messenger RNA, 2516 nt
Organism: Verruconis gallopava
Lineage: Eukaryota; Fungi; Ascomycota; Dothideomycetes; Venturiales; Sympoventuriaceae
Exons: 4
Coding region: 128-2398 (756 amino acids)
Source: RefSeq, a predicted model, not a curated record